Molecule: messenger RNA, 1190 nt
Organism: Botrytis deweyae
Lineage: Eukaryota; Fungi; Ascomycota; Leotiomycetes; Helotiales; Sclerotiniaceae
Exons: 4
Coding region: 250-867 (205 amino acids)
Source: RefSeq, a predicted model, not a curated record
CUCAAAUUGAAAACUGCAAGUUUUAUUAAUGUCUCGGUCUUUGAUCGAAUCUCUACAAUCAAUUGUUCCUGGUUCAAUAGUGUCAGUCAUUCCAGAAUCACAACGUCAUGGACCUGAGACUAUGUUCCUUAGUGCAUAUACCACUUAUCAACACUUCAACUCUAAUAACUCCUUCUCUUUUGUUUAAUAAUUUUCAUAUCUCAAUUUAAUCCCAUUUGUACACCAAAUUUACUUGCUUGUGUAAUUUGUAUGCAUUCUGUGUCAGUAACUCGUCGACAAAUCUUCCGAAGUUCAGUCUUUCCUAAUCUUAAGACAUAUUCUACCACUAGAGUCAAAAUGGCAAAUGAAGGACGAUCAGAUAGCUUUGGAAAGGCUCACAAAUCACUCAAUGUAUUCAACAAGCCUCUCGGUCAAUUUGCGAAAGGAACUGGAUUUUAUAGAAAUGGGCAGUGUGAUGUUGGUCCAGAGGAUACCGGAAAUCAUUCAGUUGCUGCGACUUUGACAGACAGCUUCCUUGAUUUCUCUGCGUCCCGUGGCAACAAUCUUCGCGAUAUCGGCUUGACCGGAGGGAAAAAAUGGUGUCUAUGUGCUAGUCGCUGGAAAGAAGCAAUGGAAGCAGCAAAAAAUUCUAAGGACGAGAAUUUAGUACCUAAAGUGCAUUUGCAUGCUACCCACGAGAGAGCUUUAGAUGCAAUCUCACUAGGGGAUCUGAAGAAAUAUGCAGCGGAGCCAGAAGCAGCUAAUGCUAGCACAGUACCCCAGAGUCGAAAGGGAAAUAAUUUGCCAGGGGGUGUUCCAACGAAGGAGAGGACAGAGUUGGCGGGGACCGAUGAAAUGACUGGGAGUCGGCAGAGAGGCAACUAUUAAGCUCAAGAUACAUAUGAAGAUGAUAUGAGAUUGGUUGGAAGGAAAAAUGUGGCAGCUGGAUGAUCAUUGCUUAUGCGGGACUGGUUCGAAUUCACGAGAUGAUGCGCCAUUACCGUUGAAUUUCCCAGAGGGUGAGAUUCCACAGUCUGUUUCAUCUCGGUAAAACAUACUCUACUAUUGCUCGAGUUGAGCGAGUAUUUAAGGAGUGUGAUGAUUUUUACGGUGGUAUGCAAGCAACUGGUAUAUUUAUAUGAAUUCGUAUUGUGCCAUAAAAGUUGUAAAUUAAAUAACACUAAAUCUCAGUAGAUAUCCGAUGUACAUGC